This is a messenger RNA of Diaporthe amygdali, 1713 nucleotides long. RefSeq lists its product as uncharacterized. Gene Ontology annotation, cellular component: nucleus. Gene Ontology annotation, molecular function: double-stranded DNA binding; 3'-tyrosyl-DNA phosphodiesterase activity; single-stranded DNA binding. NCBI's taxonomy places the organism in Eukaryota, Fungi, Ascomycota, Sordariomycetes, Diaporthales, Diaporthaceae. The transcript is spliced from 8 exons. The record is from RefSeq and is a predicted model, not a curated record. Gene Ontology annotation, biological process: single strand break repair; double-strand break repair. The coding region runs from base 1 to 1713 and encodes 570 amino acids.
AUGGCGAGCAUGGAGAUCAAUGGAUGCGAUGACGAGGAGGAGGCACUGCGUCGAGCGAUCGCCAUGAGUCUUGGCGAGGACGCGACCACUACCACGACUGACGACGACGCCCCAGGCAGUGCCAACAAAACCCAUGAAGGGCUCGGCCAAGACCAUGCCCAAGACAAGGCAGACACUCACUCAUCCUCAGCAGGAGGUAUGAGCAUGCUUGGCAUUGACCGCAAAGCCAUGGAGGAGGAACGCUUGGCAAGAUUGAAGAAGCGCAAAGCAGGGCCGACCAAUCUCAACACCCACGACGGGCGGGAACCAGAGCUGCCGCCGGCGCAACGUCCGAGGCUCAUGAAUGAUCUGGCUGGCCAACGCUCCGGCAGACCCGGGAUGUCCCAGCCUGCCCUGCCAACCGCACCCUCUAGCCUGAACUCAAACUCCAGCGCCAGCAAGGGAGUUUCCGAGGCAGGUCUUCCCUACGCGCAGGGCAUCGUCUUGAGGACUUGGGCCCUGGGUUAUGCCCGUCGGGACGACGACAUCACAAUCGAGGAGGUGUUGCAAAAGGACAUCCUCGAGCUCGCCGUGCUCAGCUCCUUUCAGUGGGAUGAUGAGUGGCUCAUGCGCAAGCUGAAUCUCAAGAAGACCAAGGUUCUUCUGAUAGCUUACGCUGAAGACGAAGACACUAAAGCCUCGAUGCGAAACAAUGUGCCCAAAGAUGUGAUCAGGUUCUGCUUUCCACCGAUGGAACGUGGAUGUAUGCACUCCAAACUUAUGCUCCUGAAAUACCCGAAAUACCUCCGCAUAGUCGUCCCGACGGGCAAUCUUGUUCCCUACGAUUGGGGUGAGACGGGAGUGAUGGAAAAUAUGGUGUUUGUGAUCGAUCUGCCUCGGAUUGACGACCCUGCGAAACUCGCAGCUAAUGCACUCACCCAUUUCGGAGCGGAGCUGCAGUUCUUCUUGGAGCGUCAGGGUGUGGACGGAAAGAUGGUCAAUAUGGAGGUUCCCAUCCGAAUGUCGACACAUGGCAACGAACGGUGCUCGUCCAUCGGUGCCGUCAACAACGAUCUCCUAGCUGCUCUGUACAACGCCUGCAAAGGCGACUCUGGCAUGAUGGAGUAUGACGAAAGAACGCGACGACAAAAGAAGAACAAGGAUGCACCUCCUGCGGCCAAUGAGACGGGCUUUAAGGAGCAUAUGCGAGUGUAUUUUCCCUCUCGCGAUACCGUACGAACCAGUCGAGGCGGGAUGAACUCAGCCGGUACGAUCUGCUUCCAGCCACGUUGGUGGGAUUCCAAAUCAUUCCCUCGCGAGGUUCUGCGAGACUCCAAGAAUGUGCGGACAGGUCUACUUUCCCAUAGCAAGCUGUUCUUUGUCCGGAAGCCCGCCUCUGGAGCUGAGGGAUCAUGCCGUGGAUGGGCGUAUCUGGGAAGUCACAACCUAUCCGAAAGCGCAUGGGGCCGCCUCGUCAAAGAUCGAAACACAGGACAGCCCAAGCUGAACUGUCGCAACUGGGAGGCUGGUGUGUUAAUCCCUGUAACAACGCCAACACCACGCCCCAUCAACAAUCCCAAGACCGGCGGAACACCCACCGACGGAUCUAAGGAGGGGAAGAACAUGCUGGACGGCUUCCAGGGUGCAAUCCCCAUCCCCAUACAGCUGCCCGGCACCCCUUACUUGAACAGAUCCGAGGCAGCAAUACGCCCUUGGUUUUAUCAGGAGAACUGA